AUGGACAAAAUUUGGCAUUCUGCUCCUAUCAAGUAUCUGCAGAAAAAGGGUUUAACUUCCUAUGAUAUUCAUGCUGAAAAGGUUACUAUAUUAACGGACGACGCUCCAGAUUUAUCAACAGUACAAAAGUGGGCAGCUGAAUUUAGGAGGGAAAGUGAAAGUCUUGGAGAUGGCACAACAUGUGAAUGGCCUGCAACUACUACCAUCGAAGAAAAUAUUGAUCGUGUUCGCCACAUGGUGACAGUUGACAGGCGAUUGACUAUAAAUCAGAUAACGAAUGCUGUGAGCGUUGUGAAUAUUCUGCACCGUGAACUUGGCAUGACGAAGGUUUCUGCUCGGUGGGUUUCACAUCUUUCGACAACUAAGCAAAAGCGCACGAGGAUGAUCCCAUCACCGAAAAAUUUCGCAUUGUUUGAAGCAGAUUGA
Messenger RNA from Octopus bimaculoides (California two-spot octopus), 426 nucleotides. RefSeq lists its product as uncharacterized. The record is from RefSeq and is a predicted model, not a curated record. Lineage: Eukaryota; Metazoa; Mollusca; Cephalopoda; Octopoda; Octopodidae.